AUGGCAACUCUCAACAGCACUCACUGGAAUGAGACUACAUCCAUUUCCCAGUAUCUGGGCUUUCAAGUGCAAAAGAUUUACCCUUUCCAUGACAACUGGAACACUGCCUGCUUUGUUAUCCUGAUCAUAUUCAUCUUCACUGUGGUUUCUCUGGUGGUGUUGGCUUUCCUCUAUGAGCUGCUGGACUGUUGCUGCUGUGUGAAAAACAAGACUGUGAAAGACUUGGAGAACGAACCCAAUCCUGUUAGAGCAAUGAUGAACAGCUUCAGGAAGAGGGAAACAGAGGUGGUGUAG
Acanthisitta chloris (rifleman) is the source of this 294-nucleotide messenger RNA. It is a transcript of the gene SMIM18, whose product is annotated as small integral membrane protein 18. The transcript has a single exon. Bases 1 to 294 code for a protein of 97 amino acids. Lineage: Eukaryota; Metazoa; Chordata; Aves; Passeriformes; Acanthisittidae. The record is from RefSeq and is a predicted model, not a curated record.